Molecule: messenger RNA, 324 nt
Organism: Danaus chrysippus (African queen)
Lineage: Eukaryota; Metazoa; Arthropoda; Insecta; Lepidoptera; Nymphalidae
Source: the annotation of a GenBank genome assembly
AUGACUGAAGUACAGACUACAUACUACAGCGAACAGCGUUCCCUCGCCCCCUACCGGACUGACCAAAAAAAUAAGCACGCGAGAACGGGCGAGCCGCAUUCCUCGACUGGGUCGACGGCACAGCCCCGCGCCCGCCGCCCUCCGCCGUCACCGUGUAAAUGUUCCCUACGUAACGGCGUAUAUCAAUCGGCCACCACGUGGUGCGAUGGUGUAAACAACUUGGCUGCCCUUCUCUUCGCCGUGAGCCGUUACCGGGGCAUUGUCGCGUGGUGUAAGCAGUCCGUCCGCCCGCCGCAACCUAACUGUCCAACAUUCAAUCUAUAA